This is a messenger RNA of Arctia plantaginis, 813 nucleotides long. The record is from the annotation of a GenBank genome assembly. NCBI's taxonomy places the organism in Eukaryota, Metazoa, Arthropoda, Insecta, Lepidoptera, Erebidae.
AUGGAACUCUGGUUUUUUCAAGUUAUCACGUUAUUUUUAUUAGUUAAAUCUACGAAUUUACAACUUCUUAUUAAUGUGCGAAACCAGGGUGGCGAUGUUAUGCAGGAGAACAUAACAGCGAACGUGUCAGAAGACACAAUCACACUGGAAUUUAUAAGGCUCGACGGUGUCUUCAUCUCACAACUUGUCGACUUCACUAAUGAGGUUGAGGCUAUGAAAGUGAUAAUACCCGGAGAGGAGGAGCUGGGACAGACGGGCCACCAAACGUUGUGCUUCCUAACACAUGCUGCGCAAGCUGACUUUAUUGCACCUGAUGCAAUGGCAAAAUUAAGACAGAAAAAUCCAGGUACGAUCAGAGUAGCAGAAGAAGACAAAGGUUGGCGACAAACAACAGCUACAGCAUGGGCGGGACACGCCACACGACUUUUGUCUCCACCUGCAGCCAGACACUGUGCUUCAGCACGGGAGCGUGUGUACCUCCGUGCGGCCGACCUGGCAAGAUGGGCGCCAAGACCUGGCUUGGAGCAGUCUUCCUACAGUUCAUCCGUAACGCCAUUUCCAGCACAUGCACUGUUAACAGACACGGCAGAUGGCAAGCCUGCAGUUGGUGCCUGCGUUAGUGAAAAUGACAACACAAAGGAGUGUAUUUGUCAUUUGGAGGUAUGUGUCAACUGGUACCCAUGUGGUCUUAAAUACUGCAAGGGCAAACCUCAAGGAGGACUGAGCUACAGGUGUGGCAUCAAGACAUGUCAUAGAUGCUACCGUUAUCACUUCUACGUUCGAAGACGUGAUGCCUGCCAACACUACACGUGA